AUGGAACCCACAAACCAAACAGUUAUCUCACAAUUUUUUCUCCUGGGACUGACAGAUGACCCAGCACUGCAGUCCCUCAUCUUCAGCCUCUUCCUAUCCAUAUGCCUGGUCAACAUCCUGGGAAAACUGCUCACCAUCCUGGCCAUCUACUCUGACUCCCACCUCCACUCCCCCAUGUACUUCUUCCUCUGCAAUCUUUCCUUCAAUGACAUCUGUAUAAGCAUGACCACCAUCCCCAAGAUGCUGGUGAAUAUCCUAAGAGGGCAUCAGAGCAUCAACUACACAGGCUGCCUCACCCAGGUUGCCUUUGUCAUGCUAUCUUCAUACUGGGAAAAUUUUCUGCUUGCAGUGAUGGUCUAUGACCACUAUGUGGCCAUUUGUCACCCCCUGAGGUACACAGUCAUCAUGAAGCCCUGCGUCUGUGUCCUGCUGGUUCUGGUCUCCCUCUUUGUUAGUAUUGUGGAUGCCCUCCUCCACACUCUGCUGUUGCUGCGACUGUCCUUCUGCAGAGACCCAGAAAUUCCCCAAUUCUUCUGUGAAUUUGCUCAGGUUAUCAAGCUCUCUUGUUCUGACACCUUCACUGAUAACCUCAUAAUACUUAUUUCAGUGUGUGUAUUUGCUGGUGUUCCUCUCUCUGGGAUCAUUUUCUCUUACAUUCAUAUCAUGUCCUCUGUCUUGAGAAUGCCCUCAUCAGGUGGAAAGCAAAAAGCCUUUUCCACCUGUGGGUCUCACCUGUCUGUGGUCUGUUUCUUCUAUGGGACAGGUGCAGGUGUGUACAUUAGCUCUGCCAUGACUGAUUCAUCCAAGAAGACUGCAGUGGCUUCAGUGAUGUACUCUGUGGUUCCUCAAAUGCUGAACCCCUUUAUCUACAGCCUGAGGAACAGGGACAUGAAGGUGACCUUGAGGAAUCUCACGGAUAGGAUAGCUUCUCUCUACUGA
This is a messenger RNA of Sciurus carolinensis (gray squirrel), 939 nucleotides long. RefSeq names its product olfactory receptor 7G2-like. NCBI's taxonomy places the organism in Eukaryota, Metazoa, Chordata, Mammalia, Rodentia, Sciuridae. The record is from RefSeq and is a predicted model, not a curated record. Gene Ontology annotation, biological process: G protein-coupled receptor signaling pathway. Bases 1 to 939 code for a protein of 312 amino acids. Gene Ontology annotation, molecular function: olfactory receptor activity; G protein-coupled receptor activity. The transcript has a single exon. Gene Ontology annotation, cellular component: membrane.